UAUAUAUCCUUUUUAAAAUGUUCCGUUUUAUUUUUAAUUAAUUGAAUUUAUCAUUUUAUAUCUAAAUUUAAGGUAUGAGCCAAAUGUGUAUUGAUUUUGAAUAUCUCAUCUUUGGUUAAUCUUUUGCUAUUUUUUCACGGUAACAUUAUUUUAAAUGAAGAAGAGAACAUUUAUUACAAAUUUCUGGAACGUAUUUGUUGCAAUUAUCGCAUUUAUCUGUAUUCAUAAUUGUUGUUGUUUGAAUAAAUCCAAUUUUGAAGCAGAGGCCGACUUAUUCAAAGAUAUCGUUUCCAAAUUAAAGGUUGCCAGUGAAUCUGUUCCUACUCAAUCACAAGUGAUUGAUAAAAUAAAAAGUAUCGAUGCUCAAGAAUUAAAGAAAAUCGAUGAUAAAAUCAGGAAAGAAGAGGCCGAAGAGGCUAAGGAUCACGGGAGUUGCGGUUCUGUCUCUUAUGAGAGAGAUUAUUCUUUCGAAUGUCCAUCUGGCUGGACUCUAACUGAUGACGGUACUUGCUGGGGCAUGAAUUACAAGGGCAGCUGUGACUCCAGGCAAUCGUUCAAAUGGUUUUCAGUUGAUCAGAAACGAGAUAUAGAGAAUAAAUGCUGUGCAUUUUGGCCUAAGAAAAUGACAGCACGGGAGGCUGUUUCCAGAGUUGGUAAAAUGGAACUUGUUCACGGAAGUGUAAACUUUCAAGAUGGAAGAAUUAUACUCCCAAGAAAUUGA
Messenger RNA from Theileria parva strain Muguga, 721 nucleotides. RefSeq lists its product as uncharacterized. The coding region runs from base 155 to 721 and encodes 188 amino acids. The transcript is spliced from 10 exons. NCBI's taxonomy places the organism in Eukaryota, Apicomplexa, Aconoidasida, Piroplasmida, Theileriidae. The record is from RefSeq and is a predicted model, not a curated record.